CGGGACGGGAACGGCGAGCCUCGGGCGCAUGCGCAGAGGAGGCCCCGCCCAGGAGGCUGUCAGAGCCCGCCGGGAAGCCGGGGGAACGCUGGGCCGCGUCGGAGCUGAGGCUUCAGAGUCUCCAAGGACUUUGUCUACUCACAUCACCCUAGUGAUGGCACAAAGGGACUGUUUUCUUACUUUUAAUCUUAAUGACUGCCGAGAAGGAAGAUGAAGGUAGAGCAAUUGAUUCUACUGCUUUCCUCAUAGCUUCAGAUCUCAGACUUUAUAAACCUCCUUCUGAGCCCAAGGAUAAAGCCUACCCGAACAAAUGAUUUUGCAUCAUGAAUGAAAAAUCUUGCUCUUUCCAUAAUGAGCAAGAAUUAAGAGAUGGACAGGUUGAAGGCAUGUUGGAUGGCUCUUCUUCGCACAACAAGGACAGCAGUGCUCUUGCAGCUUUCAGAGGAAUUCCUAUCUCAGAGUUGAAGAACCAUAGCCUUCUCCAGGCCCUGAGAGCUGAAGCCAAUGGAUGGGAGCCAGCGGUUGUGAGUGCUGAGGUGCUCAAAGCCCAAGAAGAAUGGGAAGCUGUGGACACCAUCCAGCCAGGCCCAGGUAUCUUCCUUUUUGCCCCUGGGAGCCAGGCCAGCUCAGACCAGCCUGGACAGCUCGUCUCCUUCAGUGAAGCUCUGCAGCAUUUCCAGACUCUGGACCUCUCCUCCUUCAAGAAAAGAAUCCAGCCAACCGUUCGAAGAACUGGGUUCGCUGCCCUCCGGCACUGCCUCUUCGGGCCUCCAAAGCUCCACCAGGGUCUUCGGGAAGAAAGGGACCUGGUCCUGACCAUAGCUCAGUGUGGUUUGGACAGUCAAGAUCCAAUGCAUGGACGAAUCCUCCAGACCAUCUACAAGAAGCUGACAGGCUCCAGGUUUGACUGUGCCCUCCACGGAGACCACUGGGAGGACCUGGGCUUCCAGGGAGCAAACCCAGCCACGGACCUGAGAGGGGCGGGCUUUCUUGCCCUCCUGCAUCUGCUGUACCUGGUGAUGGACUCAAAGACUUUACCUAUGGCCCUGGAGAUUUUACGCCUGUCUCGUCACCAUAUCCAGCAGUUUCCUUUCUGUUUGAUGUCCGUGAAUAUCACACGCAUUGCCAUCCAGGCCUUGAGGGAGGAGUGUCUCUCCAGGGAGUGUAAUCGGCAGCAAAAGGUCAUCCCCGUGGUAAACAGCUUCUACGCCGCCACUUUCCUCCACCUGGCACAUGUGUGGAGGACCCAGAAAAAGACCAUCUCAGACUCAGGCUUUGUCCUCAAAGACUUGGAAGCACUGGCCAAGAAGAGCCCGCGGCGUCUGCUCAGGACCCUGGACAUCUACCUGGCCCAGGUCUCGAAGGGCCAGGCCUCCUUGUUGGGAGCCCAGAAGUACUGUGGGCCUCAGGGCCCUAACUCCAAGGAUCUCACCUUCACUGGUGUGUGCGACCUGCAGCCCCCCUCCUCCGAAGGUGCAGGACUGAUCUGACCAAACCCACAGACAGACGGGUGGAAAGACGGCGGCUGUGCCACAAGUACUUUCAGAAGGUCUGUGGCACGGCCAAGCCCCAUACUGCCUCAGCAGGUGAGAUUAGGAAGCUCCUGGAUUUGGUUAGAGAAAGCCAAGGACCCUCACCAGCCUGGAAUGUUCUGGGCCACUAGACUUGACCCCUUCUCUGAACCACAGAGAAUUCUGUCUUAUUCCCAGCUGGGGUCCAGUCUACAGCGUUGAAUUCCAGGUAUCUCAAUAACAGAGAACAGAUCAGGAGGUAGGACAGCCCCAUCAGGCAUUCCCAUAACCCCAUCUGGAAAGAAACUCCCCAGUAGAAGAAGCUAGAAUUCCAACUUCCUAACAGCAGUUAGGCUCCGCUGUUUGGUUGGAAUUCCAAGAGGAAAAAUAUAGUAAUGGCUGCAGCCAGCAGAGGUCAGCAUAACCUAGAUGAAACCUCUGGCUGGGCAUGCUUUCCCCUCCAGCCCCCGCAUUAUCAGGGCCCCCUGGGCUUCCAUCCUUACACGCAUCCAGCCUUCUCUCGCCCCCUCCCUCCUCCAUUGUUUGUGAUGGAGAAAUGGACACGCAGCUAGUCUAGGAUCCCUGUGGCUGCCCUGUCCUAACCACUCCAGGCUGGAGCCUCUGGUGGAAGCUGACCCUUCCCUUGAGGAUGGUGUUCUAGUCUGGGUGGAUGAAGCACAUUCACAUAAACACCAGCAGUUUUUAAAUAAAGGAGUUGUUGUAGUA
This is a messenger RNA of Perognathus longimembris pacificus (Pacific pocket mouse), 2237 nucleotides long. It is a transcript of the gene Elmod3, whose product is annotated as ELMO domain containing 3. The record is from RefSeq and is a predicted model, not a curated record. Lineage: Eukaryota; Metazoa; Chordata; Mammalia; Rodentia; Heteromyidae. Bases 324 to 1490 code for a protein of 388 amino acids. The transcript is spliced from 12 exons.